Molecule: messenger RNA, 1474 nt
Organism: Salvelinus sp. IW2-2015
Lineage: Eukaryota; Metazoa; Chordata; Actinopteri; Salmoniformes; Salmonidae
Product: low-density lipoprotein receptor-related protein 1
Cellular component (GO): plasma membrane; signaling receptor complex
Molecular function (GO): protein binding; low-density lipoprotein particle receptor activity
Source: RefSeq, a predicted model, not a curated record
UAGGGAGAAAACGUUCGUGCAGAGGGAGCUUGCUUCGUAGUUUUCGCGAUUUCCAAAUUAAUUUAAUUGGUGAUGUCAUCUGGUUCUAGAGGGCUGUGUGUGUUGGUGCUUCAGAGUCACCAUCCAGUCAACGUGUUGUAACCACCAGCAACAGAGGCAGUGGAGCGCCCAAAUAAAAAGGCGCAUUUAGUUUUUGGUUCAUGGCAUGGGAUAUUUUCAACAAUGCUGCAGUGACGGAGAUCCGAGGAGCUUGAGAACUAGUUGGACGUUUCUAGAGGAAUGUUGAAGCCACAUUGUGUUCACAAUAGAUUUUCCUUUGAAAAAUAGUGUGUGGGUUUAUAUGGAUUAUGCAUGCUGAAAAUGUAUGUUUAAGAAAUAUACAUGACUGUGCAUGAGCACAACCCUUAGCUUCAGUAGGCUGUAGCAAGCCUUUUUUUCCCUGUUUCUGCAGUUUUAUCCAUACCGCUGACUGUGAAGCUACCUUUGCUAUUCGUAGUACGUGGUUGCAGGGCGUAAAGAGAACGGACAAUCGCACCGGACCGUUCCGGGGUUCGGAUGAGGUGUUUGAAUAGAUUCUUUGAUUUUAGAAUUCUAUCGAACUUUCUAUCCAUUAUUGUCUACAGUAGUAAUGCCAUCGGGCAUUGCAAAUGUGUUAGCAAUGAGGUUGUUCUUCGUGGGAUUUCUACUCAGUUUGGAGAUCCUGUCUCCUACAGGAGCUAUUGAUGCUCCGAAGACAUGCAGUCCUAAGCAGUUUGUGUGUAAGGACCAGGUGACAUGCAUCUCUAAAGGAUGGCGCUGCGAUGGAGAGAAGGACUGUCCGGAUGGAUCAGACGAAGCGCCUGAUAUCUGUCCACACAGAGUGUCCCGGUGUCCGGCCAAUGAGUUUGAGUGUCUGGGGACAGAUGUGUGUGUCCACAUGAGCAGGCUGUGUGAUGGGAGCCCUGACUGCACUGACGGCUGGGACGAGGGGCCACACUGUCGAGGUAACACACACAAACACGCGCGCAGCUUUCUGGGGUCCUUCCUAGCUCCUACAGAACACUGGGCCAGCCAAUCCUGUUGCAGCCAGUGACUGUGUUUUCUGUCUGGUUCCACAAUGCGACACUAUGAACUCAAUAGCUGUCCGAAAUGACAACGUAUUCCGUAUAUAGUGCAUUACUUUUGGCCAGGAAAUAGGAGGCCAUUUCAGACAGCCAAUAUGUCCCCUCUGUGUGGCUCUUAUCUUUUUGUCUGGUUCCACAAUGAGAAGCCUCAAUAAUGUCCUCUCUAUGGCUCUAAUUAAUAGGGAUUGGAUUUGAUGAUGGGAUUCUCCUCCUUUCUGUCGGCCCGGUUGGCUGUCUGGAUAAAUGCUCCGCUCUGCCAGCCAGAGCCGGGGAAGUGGCCUCAGAGCCUGGGUUGAUUUAGGGCCUCUAGGGCCUGAUUUGAUAAAUUAAUGACUUUUUUCCCCCAGAGAGAAGAGGAGCCAUUGUGAUAA